Sesamum indicum (sesame) is the source of this 1967-nucleotide messenger RNA. Its product is annotated as HhH-GPD base excision DNA repair family protein. NCBI's taxonomy places the organism in Eukaryota, Viridiplantae, Streptophyta, Magnoliopsida, Lamiales, Pedaliaceae. Gene Ontology annotation, biological process: mismatch repair; base-excision repair. Gene Ontology annotation, molecular function: 8-oxo-7,8-dihydroguanine DNA N-glycosylase activity; oxidized purine DNA binding; adenine/guanine mispair binding. Gene Ontology annotation, cellular component: nucleus. The record is from RefSeq and is a predicted model, not a curated record.
AGCAUGGCUGACCCCUUAGCGGGAAAUUACACUCCACUCACACUCAGCAUUUCAAAUCUCCCUGCAGGGCGCCACCACUCACCGCCGACGACUGCCGUCCUCAGGAUGAAGAAGAGAUGCAGGCAAGCAGGGUCCGGAAACAAACCGACGCUCGAGGUGGUGACAUAGAGGAUAUCAGUUUCAGCAACAAGGAAAUUCCAAAAAUUAGGACUUCUUUGUUGGAAUGGUACGACGAAAAUCGAAGGGAUUUACCUUGGAGAAGACUAAGCAGUGGACAAGAUGAUGUUCAUGUUGAACAUAGAGAAAGGAAGGCUUACGCGGUGUGGGUAUCUGAGGUGAUGCUUCAGCAAACUAGGGUUCAAACGGUCGUUGACUACUUCAAUCGCUGGAUGGAAAAAUGGCCCACAAUCCACCAUCUGGCGCGGGCUUCUAUAGAGGAGGUGAAUGAGAUGUGGGCUGGCUUGGGUUACUAUAGGCGGGCUCGGUUUUUGCUGGAGGGAGCUAAAAUGAUUGUUGAAGGUGGAGGUGAGUUCCCUAAAACAGCAUCUUCUCUUAAGAUGGUCAAAGGGAUUGGAAACUACACUGCUGGAGCAAUUGCAUCUAUCGCUUUUGAGGAGACAGUGCCAGUGGUUGAUGGAAAUGUCGUCCGAGUGAUUGCCAGGUUGAAGGCUAUAUCUGCCAAUCCAAAAAACUCAGCAACAGUCAAGAAUAUAUGGAAACUGGCACGGCAGUUAGUUGAUCCUAAAAGGCCUGGGGAUUUCAACCAGGCUGUGAUGGAACUUGGUGCAACAGUGUGCAGUCCAGCAGCUCCCAGCUGCUCCACAUGUCCUAUAUCCCAUCAGUGUCAAGCACUAUCUCUCUCCAGGAGUAAUGAAUCUAUUCAAGUCACAGACUAUCCAAUGAAGGUUACCAAGGCCAAACAAAGACGUGAUUACUCUGCUGUCAGUGUUGUGGAGAUAGUUGAGGAGGGAUCUCAAUCUGACAGCAGAUAUCUUCUUGUCAAGAGACCAGAUCAGGGGUUGCUGGCUGGACAGUGGGAAUUCCCAUCUGUUCUAUUAGAUGGAGAAGCUGACUUGGCCUCACGGAGAAAGGCAAUCGAUAUUUUCUUGAAACAAUCAUUUGGUCUAGACAAGGAGAAGUCAUGUAAAGUAGUUUUAAGGGAAGAAAUAGGAGAAUAUGUCCAUGUAUUCACUCACAUUCGUCUCAAGAUGCACGUAGAGUUGUUGAUUUUGCACCUGAAAGGUGGUAUCAAUUUUCUACAAAGAAAUCAAGAGAGCACAACUAUGACGUGGAAGUUUGUUGAUAAUAAGGCCCUUUCAACUUUGGGAUUGACAUCUGGUGUAAGGAAGGUUUACAACAUGAUUGAGGAAUUCAAGCAGAAUAGAUCAGAUUCUCUCCCCAUGAAAACAAGAAAGAACAGAAGAGAAAACAACCUAAUCAAGCGAUGCUGAUCUUGUUCGCUGUUGAAACCCUCCUGGUUCAUGAAUAAUCGAUAAUUUUAUUUGCAUAAAUGCUUCAUCUUAAGGAAGGUGGCAUCAUUUUCUAGGGAAACUUAAGACAAAAAUGAUGUGCAUCUGGGCCCCUUCGUGCUACUGUUUCAAAUGCUUCCAUACAUUUUUGCCACUAAGGAACUUGUCACUGUGCGCCAUGCAGGAAGUAUUCACUAGUCCAUCUCUGGGUUUGCCGAUUAAAGACAACUUCAAAUGAUAAAAUUCGCUUAUUAUUGCUUCAUUUGCCAUCAGUAGCUGUGAUUAUCGCUUCAUUCACCAUCCAAUAGUAUCUGUUACUUGGAAGAUGUAUUAUGCAACCUUACUUAUUGUAAAAGUGGAAACUUGUGGAGAUCCCUUGUCAACAACCGUGUCCUCUUUUUGGUUUGAGGGAGUUGUAGAAAUAUGCUUCAUUGACUAUUCAUUGCUUUCCUGUGAUACAAUAAACUUUUGGAGUUCGUUGGCUUACGUUUCUUGAUA